Molecule: messenger RNA, 1385 nt
Organism: Strigops habroptila (Kakapo)
Lineage: Eukaryota; Metazoa; Chordata; Aves; Psittaciformes; Psittacidae
Gene: TIMP3
Product: TIMP metallopeptidase inhibitor 3
Exons: 5
Coding region: 334-972 (212 amino acids)
Biological process (GO): negative regulation of endopeptidase activity; negative regulation of membrane protein ectodomain proteolysis
Cellular component (GO): extracellular matrix
Molecular function (GO): metalloendopeptidase inhibitor activity; protease binding
Source: RefSeq, a predicted model, not a curated record
CCCCGGAGCCCGAGAGGGCGCGAUCGAGGCUAUAACUCCGCGCACCGGCUCGGCGCGGGGCAGCGCAGCUCCGCACGGCUCGGUUCUGCACCUUCUGCCGCUGCGAGACGCGGACCUGCCCUCUCCUCAGGCUUGCACCGUCCCGCCGAGCGAAGGCUGUGCUGCCGAGGCCAGCGAGAGAGAGGGGCAGUGUGAGGAAGCAGGCAGGCAGGCAGGCAGGCAGGCGGGCGGUCGCGGCGUGCGGGCUGUUAGGAGGCGAGAGUAAAGUCAGGCGAAGAGAAGCGCGGCUGCCCUCCUGCUCCGCAUAAGUGAGGAGGCACCUCGGGGGGCAACAUGACGGCGUGGCUGAGCUUCCUCGUCGUGUUCCUCUGCAGCUGGAGCCUGCGGGACUUGGUGGUGGAGGCUUGCACUUGCGUCCCCAUCCACCCGCAGGACGCGUUCUGCAACUCCGACAUCGUGAUCCGAGCUAAAGUUGUGGGGAAGAAGCUUAUGAAAGAUGGACCAUUUGGAACGAUGCGAUACACAGUCAAGCAGAUGAAGAUGUACAGGGGCUUUCAGAUAAUGCCACAUGUUCAGUACAUCUACACAGAAGCCUCUGAGAGUCUUUGUGGAGUCAAGCUGGAAGUCAACAAGUACCAAUAUCUGAUUACAGGCCGUGUGUAUGAAGGGAAGGUUUACACUGGCCUGUGCAACUGGUACGAGAAAUGGGACCGGCUGACUCUGUCCCAGCGUAAAGGACUGAAUCAUCGUUAUCAUCUGGGCUGUGGAUGCAAGAUUAGGCCCUGCUACUAUUUGCCCUGCUUUGCCACCUCCAAGAAUGAGUGCAUUUGGACAGACAUGCUCUCCAACUUCGGCCACUCGGGAUACCAAGCGAAGCACUAUGCCUGCAUCCAGAGGGUGGAAGGUUACUGCAGCUGGUACAGAGGAUGGGCACCUCCAGAUAAAACGAUAAUCAAUGCCACAGAUCCCUGAGCACGCUAUCCCUUCCUUAUCUCCCCUCUCCCUUACUUGUGGCUGAUCUUUUGGACACUAACUCUUACCAGAUCAUGAUGAUGACAAUGAAAUUAGUGCCUGUUUUCAUGCAAAUUUUAGCACUUCGAACACUUAAAAAAGAAAAGGAAAAAAAAAAAAGAAAAGAAAAAAUGUCUGUGCUACCUUACUGAAUUUGUAAUCACCUUUUCCAUUUUUUGAUACCACUCAUUUUGAUCAGAUGACAUUUGGGAGCUUACUUUUGCACACCAGAGGGAAAAUGGGAGGGGGAAAGAAAAAAAAAAAAAGAAAAAAGGAAAAAAAAAAAAAAAAGAAAAAAGCUGGAGCUCUUGCUCUCUUACAUGUAUCAUUAGCUGUAGCAAUAUAAUCUCUAUUUUUUUAGGAAAACAAAAAUC